Messenger RNA from Cucumis melo (muskmelon), 2073 nucleotides. Its product is annotated as cytochrome P450 85A-like. Gene Ontology annotation, biological process: sterol metabolic process. Lineage: Eukaryota; Viridiplantae; Streptophyta; Magnoliopsida; Cucurbitales; Cucurbitaceae. The coding region runs from base 103 to 1584 and encodes 493 amino acids. The record is from RefSeq and is a predicted model, not a curated record. The transcript is spliced from 7 exons. Gene Ontology annotation, molecular function: heme binding; oxidoreductase activity, acting on paired donors, with incorporation or reduction of molecular oxygen; monooxygenase activity.
CACUUGCUUCUGGGUACCUAUAAAUCCAACCAAAACCUCCAUAAUAUUGAAGGAGAAAGCUAUCAUUUCUUUAUUUUUCUUCAUUCCUUCAUUGGAACUUAAAUGGCCUUAGCCAUCGUAAUUCUUGCCCUGUUUUUACUCCUCUGUUUUUGCGCUGCUUUAUUCCAAUGGAAUGAGGUUCGAUACAGAAAAAAUGGGUUGCCUCCUGGUACAAUGGGUUGGCCUGUUUUUGGUGAAACCUCUGAGUUUCUUAAACAAGGUCCGAAUUUUAUGAAUUCUAAAAGAGCAAGGUAUGGGAGCUUUUUCAAAUCACAUAUUUUGGGAUCUCCUACGGUUAUUUCUAUGGAUCCAGAGGUUAAUAGAUAUAUAUUAAUGAAUGAAUCUAAAGGACUUGUCGCUGGUUAUCCUCAAUCUAUGCUUGAUAUACUUGGAACAUGCAAUAUCGCUGCCGUACACGGCGAUGCUCAUAAGCUUAUGAGAGGUGCUCUACUUGCUAUUGUUGGUCCCACCAUGAUUAAGGAUCGUCUUCUUCUUCAAGUUGAUGAGUUUAUGCGAUCCCAUUUGCGUAACUGGGAUAGCCAAAUCAUUGAUAUUCAAGAAAAAACUAAACAGAUGGCUUUCUGGACAUCUUUGAAGCAGACUACCAGUAUCGUAUCCGGUCCAUUAUGGGAAUCUUUCACCAUAGAAUUCUUUAAGCUCGUGCUGGGCACUUUCUCGCUCCCUAUCGAUCUUCCGGGCACGAAUUACCGUAUAGGAGUUCAGGCAAGGAAUAACAUAGUAAAGCUAUUGAAGAAGCUGAUUAGUGAGAGAGUAAAUUCAAAGAUUCAAAAAGAUGACAUGCUUGGAUAUUUAUUGAGUGAAGAGAACAAAUAUAAACUAAAUGAGGAACAGAUUAUUGAUCAAAUCAUUACUGUUUUCUAUUCUGGUUAUGAAACUGUUUCAACAACUUCAAUGAUGGCUGUAAAGUUCCUUCAUGAUCAUCCCAAAGUUCUUCAGCAACUCAGAGAAGAACAUAUAGCAUUAAGAGAGAAGAAAAAUCCUGAGGACCCGAUUGAUUGGGAUGAUUUUAAAGCAAUGGAUUUCACGCGUGCGGUGAUUUUUGAAACAUCAAGGCUAGCAACUGUUGUUAAUGGUGUUUUGAGAAAAACUACGAAGGAUUUGGAAGUAAAUGGGUUUCUAAUUCCUAAAGGAUGGAGGAUUUAUGUGUAUACUAGAGAGAUAAACUAUGACCCUUUUCUCUAUUCUGAACCAUUCACCUUCAACCCUUGGAGAUGGCUGGUGGGUUUUUCUCUCUCUCGCUUAACUUUCUUUCUCUCCCUUUACCCCUUGUUGAAAAAUGACCAUUUUGCAUUGCUCUUGUCAUUUUUUCAGGAUAAAAACUUAGAGUCUCAUAAUUAUUUUUUCCUCUUUGGAGGUGGAACUAGGCUUUGUCCUGGCAAAGAAUUGGGAAUUGCAGAGGUUUCUACAUUUUUACAUUACUUUGUAACUAAAUACAGGUGGGAAGAAGUUGGAGGAUGUAAGCUCUUGAAAUUUCCAAGAGUAAAAGCUCCAAAUGGGUUUCACAUUAGGGUUUCAUCGUAUUGACUGAAUAAACUUAAUAAGAUAUAUUAAAAAAAAGUGAGUUAUUGUGAAGAGUUUGAUAUACAGUUGUUGAUAUGAUGACAGUACAGGAACUGCCAAUGUUGGAGAUAUAAUAUAUAGGAGAGGAUGUACGUACACAUUCUAACACCUUGACCUUAGGGGCAAAAGGAAUGAAAUUAAAAUUUCAAACUCUUUUUCCUCUAAAGUAUCUUACUUUCCAACCUUUCAAUUUGAGCUUAUUUAGCUCGACAAAUAAUCCAGCCUGCACACUUGCAACCCCUACCUACUAUUGUUCUCUAUUAUAAGCUAUAAGAACCAACUUAAGCAAUUAUUACGGAUCGGUUAUAUAUAAGAUUCGAAAUACGUAUCAAUGCCAAUGAAAUUAUUGAGGUUUUGAUUUUCUGGUAAUAUGGUUCUCCAUGAAAAUUUCAAGAAAAAUUUAUGAAAGUAGAUCGGGAGAUUGAUAGAAAUUGUUAUAAUUCCUUAAUGAAA